Trichomycterus rosablanca is the source of this 2448-nucleotide messenger RNA. Its product is annotated as protocadherin alpha-8-like. Lineage: Eukaryota; Metazoa; Chordata; Actinopteri; Siluriformes; Trichomycteridae. The transcript has 2 exons. The coding region runs from base 1 to 2448 and encodes 815 amino acids. The record is from RefSeq and is a predicted model, not a curated record. Gene Ontology annotation, cellular component: plasma membrane. Gene Ontology annotation, molecular function: calcium ion binding. Gene Ontology annotation, biological process: homophilic cell-cell adhesion.
AUGGCACACGAACAUUUACAAACAAUAUGGAUAUUCAGGCGUGUUGUCAUUCUAUUUUUCAGUACGAUUGUUCUUUGCAGCGGGGUCACAACCGAAAUGCGCUAUUCUCUCCAAGAAGAAACACCGGUUGGGACAAUUCUAGGAAAUAUUGCUAAAGACUUUGGCAUUGACUUAUCCACACUUACAAACAGGAAUCUUCGAAUUGUGACUGGGGCGAAACAGGAUCUUUUUCAGGUAAACCUAAAGGAAGGCGCUUUAUUCGUUAACCGUAGAAUCGACAGAGAGGAACUAUGCGCUACAAGUAACCCUUGUUCUGUUAAUAUUAAAGCGGUAAUUGAAAAUCCUCUUGAAAUGCAUCAGAUAACGGUUGACGUUGUUGAUGUUAACGAUAACGCCCCGACAUUUGUAGAUGCUAGUUACAAUUUGGAUAUACUCGAAAGUGCAAUGACUGGAGCACGAUAUCAAUUGGAGGGUGCACACGACCCAGAUAUAGGCUCAAAUGGAUUGCAGACCUAUAAACUGAGCCCAAAUCAGUUUUUUCGGUUGGAAACAGAUGAUUUUGGAGAUGAAGGAAAAGUCCCUGUUCUCGUUCUACAACGAACUCUCGAUAGGGAAAUUGUCGGAAUGCAUUCUUUAAUACUAACUGCCGUGGACGGGGGAAAGCCACAGAAAACAGGCACUAUGAAUAUAACUGUUAUUGUAUUAGAUGUUAAUGAUAACUCACCUGCUUGUGGUAAACAAAAAUAUAUGGUGACAGUGAGAGAAGACGCUCCGGAAGGAACCUUUUUAUUACGCAUUAACGCCACAGAUUCGGAUGAAGGAGAUAAUGGAGAAGUUGAAUACUCAUUGCGAAAUAAGUUUAGAAAUGGAUUAUCGGAGCUGUUUGAUUUGGAUGGCAAAACAGGGAAAUUAUGGAUAAAAGGUGGGCUUAAUUUUGAGGAGAAACAGGUGUAUGAACUAAAAAUUCAAGCCGCCGACAAGGGAACAGUGGCACUUUCUACUCAGUGCAAUGUGCUUGUGAAAGUAGAGGAUGUGAAUGAUAACCGACCAGAGAUUGAGGUCACAUCUUUAUCCGCCAAUAUUCCUGAAGACACCCGCACCGGUACCGUUAUCGCGUUGAUGGGAGUGACAGACUUGGAUUCGGGUAUGAACGGACAGGUUGUGUGCUCUUUACCCGAUAACUUGCCAUUUGACCUGAAGCAGUCUUCAGAUUCAAGUUAUUUACUCGUUACCAAAGGAAACAUUGAUAAAGAGUCUAAGCCGUUUUAUGACAUUGCUAUAACAGCGACGGAUUUGGGAACUCCUCCACUAUCAACAACCAAGAUAAUUCAUGUUGAAGUGAUGGAUGUAAAUGAUAACAGCCCAGUGUUCCUCCAAAACCCAUAUUUAUUCUAUGUAGCGGAAAACAAUAAACCAAGCAUGCCUGUUUUCUCGGUAAGUGCAGCCGAUGUAGACGAAGGUGAAAACGCAAGAGUUUUGUACUUAAUAGACCGUGUGAAUUCCGACCAGAGCAUAACGUCUUUCUUGAAUAUAAAUGAGGAGAAUGGUACAGUUUUUGCUCUCAAACGUUUUGACUUUGAGAUACAGAAGACAUUUCAGUUUCGCGUUGUUGCUAAGGAUUUUGGAUUUCCCUCACGAAGUAGUAACGUUACCGUGAACGUGUUUAUUCUGGAUCAGAACGACAACGCUCCAGUAAUAUUACAUCCAGUCAGUGCUAACGGUUCUGCUGAAAGUGUGACAGAGAUUCCUCGGAAUGUAAAUGCAGGAUAUUUGGUAACCAAAUUAAGAGCAUAUGACGCCGAUAUAGGAUACAAUGGGUGGUUAUUGUUUUCACUUCAGGAAGUAAGUGACCAUUCUCUCUUCGGCUUGGAUCGCUAUACAGGACAAAUAAGGACGCUCCGCUCAUUCACAGAAACAGACGAGGCCGAACAUAAACUGAUAAUACUGGUCAAAGACAAUGGCAACAUUUCCCUUUCAGCAACAGCUACUGUGAUUAUUAAAGCUGUUGAACCCAAAGAGGCUUUUGCGGCUUCUGAUGUUAGAACUACAGUAAAAGACGUUGAAGAAAAUAACGUUACGUUUUAUUUAAUUAUUACCUUAAGCUCAGUCUCAGUGCUUUUUGUCAUAAGUAUCAUCGUGUUGAUUUCAAUGCAGUGUUUUAAAUCUACAGUCUAUGCUUCCAAAUAUUUACAAGAUACAACGUAUGAUGGAACACUCUGUCACAGCAUCCAGUACAGAUCCGGAGAAAAACGGUACAUGUUAGUUGGACCCAGAAUGAGUAUUGGUUCUACCAUGGUCCCAGAAAGCAAUGGAAACACACUAGUCGUCGCAGAUCAGCGGAAGAAAAUGUCUGGAGAGGUAAGAGAUUACCUGUGGGUAACUGUUUGUGUGUUUGUGUUGUUGGUGGUGGUGGAACGCAACGAUGGUCACAGAAAGCAAAACGCUUGA